CGAACCGGCAACGGGGCGAGUUUAUAUAUCGACGAGCGGAGACCCCGUUCGGUUAUUGUAUGCGCAGAGCGCGGUCCGCGAGUGCUACACAUCAAAAAUAAAAAUAAUAAAAAAAUAAACAAUACCGUGAUCGUACUAGUCCAACAUCUUUUAUAUUUUUCUACUUUUAUAAUAUGUGUGUAAGGAAGAAUCUAUAACGAGAAGAUAAUACAAUCGUAUAAAUAGUUUGGUUUAUUUUUUUAAUCGCUUAGGAAUUUACAUCUAUAUUUUCUCAUCGUUUUUAUACGCUUCUGAUUUGUAUAUCGACUACAUAAGUAACACAAGAACUGAACAAAUUACACGUACCUUAAUUUUCACAAAGAAACGGAAGAAGAAGCUACAGUAACUAAAAGCUAAAACCAUCAACCAACCAAUGUGUUUAUGAAAUUUGGAGAAAACAAACGAAACUGCACUACAAAAGUAACAUCAUCAGAAUGCAUCUCGAAGUCCAAGUAGCUCUGAAUUUCGUGAUAUCGUACCUGUACAACAAACUACCUAGAAGGCGAGUGAACAUAUUCGGCGAGGAAUUGGAGAAGGCUCUCAAGGCGAAAUUCCAAGGCCACUGGUAUCCGGAGAAGCCGUUCAAAGGCUCGGCGUUUAGGUGCUUGAAAACCGGCGAUCCCAUCGAUAAGGUGCUGGAAAGGGCGGCCACCGAAAGCGGCGUACCCAUACAGGAUAUACUCGAAAAUCUGCCGCAGGAACUGGCCGUUUGGGUCGAUCCCGGAGAGGUGAGCUAUCGCAUCGGCGAAAAAGGCGCCGUGAAGAUCCUCUUCAGCGACAAAAGCGAUCCGCAGGACGAGCGCUCCGCCGACAGGGAGGUCACCAAAACCUUCAACCCCGAAGCCCAAUGCUUCAGGCCCAUCGAGUGCGUCACCACAUCCAUGAACAACCUCAGCCUGUCGCCCAAGAACCACCCGACGCAGCCCUUCCAGCAGCCCAACCAACAGCAAACCGCGACCGCCGCCGCCGCCGCCGCCGCCGCAGCCGCAGCCGCCGCCAAACCGCUGCCCGACAUCCACCACCAACAGCUGCCGAUGGCGCCCGCCCAGCAACCGCAGCCGCCCCAACAGCAGCACCAGCACCAGCACCAGCACGCCGCGCCGCCCGGCGCCAUUAACCACCUGGCGUCGCCGUCGCUGGCGCCGUCGCCGACGCUCAACGCCCCGUUCAAGGGCUCCCCGUCGCCGGUGCCGGCCUUCAUACCGCGCACCACCACGCCCUUGACCUUCACCACGGCCACGUUCGCUCAAACCAAAUUCGGCAGCACCAAGUUGAAGACCAGCAGCAAGAGGGCCAACAGAAUGUCGCCGACGGAAUUUUCCAACUACAUCAAGCAGAGGGCGCUGCAACAACAGCUGCACCAACCGCCGCCGGCGGCGGGCCGGGCGCUGUCGCCGGAUCCGUCGUACUACUUCCCGCACGGGCACUACCCGCCGCAGCAGUUCCCGCCGCGCUCGCUCUACGAGUCUUCCAACCAAUUCCUCAAUCCGGAGGCGUACGCGGCAGGCGGCGCCGGCGCCGGCAAGCCGCCGUUCGAGCACUCGACGCCGCUCGGGCCGUACUACCAGGGCGGCGGCGGCGGGGCGGGCGCCGGUGGACCGGCGUCGGCGCCGGCCACGUCGCCGGACGGCAAGCUGAUGGACAGCAACUGGUCGUACCCGAGCGCCGGCCAGUACCAGCACCUGCUCGUCGCCAACUAAACUGGCCCGGUCGUCUGCUUUUUUCUGAUAUUUUUUUGUUUUUUUAAUUAUUUUUCUAGGUGUAUUCUGUCGUUUGGUUUUCUUUUUGAUGUGACGCGUACGCGGCGCGGAAUCGUUGCUCGAAUUCUCUCGCUUGAAACUUGGUUAUAUGACUAGUACCUUCACCGGAGCGGAUGAUGCAAUGGCGAUUUUUAUUUUCGUUAAACGUACGAUUUUUGUUGCUGCACUACAUACCCAAAGGCCAUAAUUGUCGACAGUUACGUCAUUAAAUCUAGCCAAUGGUAGCGCUCGAUUUUUAUUCGAUUCUAUCACCAGCCAAUAAGAACUCUGGCCUGAGUGGUGACGUCACUGACGAGAAUUACUGCGAUUUGAUCGAAAAAAAUUGCGGAUAAUAUUAUUCAAGGCGCUUUUAAAAUAAAACUUACCGGUGCUGUGGAAUCUAAUUUGGAGGUAUCGUCUUCUCACUGGCACUAAUUUCACUAAUUUGUUCGUGUCAAUUUUGUUUUGGUUUUAAAUAACACGGUAAAACACUCGCACUGGAAUAAAUUUACGAAGUUUGACGUUUUAGGGCAAGAGUUGAUUUGACAUUUGAUUGACAUAAAAUCCAAGACAUACCAGAAUUAAUUCUGAAACAAGCAAGUAUCGUGAAUAAAUGAUAAGAUAUAUCAAAAUACUACGACAAUUGAAUAAUAUUUAAUGUUUUAUCUACCAUUAUUAUAAAAUACUCCGUUUAAGAAAUUUAUAAUUCGUUAAUUUUUGACACUACAUUGACACAUGUCAAUGAACAGAUAUCUUGAUGAAGAUAAGUUAUAACACAAACACCUUUCAAUAGUAAAAAUGCAACUGAGUGAAUAAAUUCAUUUAAUUUUCAUACAAAAAACGCGUGGAAAAUAAAUCGGCAGAUAAAACAAACGGGUCCGCAUUUUUUUUCGUUCGAGCGAUAUUCCGUAGAAAUAUAAUUUAAAGUUCCUAUAUGAUUUUAUUUUAAAUCUUAAAAUUUAAUCGCAGCAUAAAAUAGGGAAUGUAAUAAAAAAUUUUUGUAUAUAAUAGCGUAAGGAUGCCGAUAUUUGGAUAGCUUCCAUUUAUUCGUGGAUUAGUUAGGAUCUCUCUAAUGAUAAAAAGAAACUAAUUUGUACAUAUGUAUAACAAUAUAAUUUAUAUUUUUUGUACCGACGUCUUAACUAAUAGUUAGUCACUUUUCUAUUUUUGAUACGUGCAUAAUCUUAAGUCUGUUACGUUUCGUGUCUUUGGCGAACCGGCCGAAGCCCUAGGAAUUUUUACUAAAAAGAAAUA
Molecule: messenger RNA, 3032 nt
Organism: Phyllotreta striolata
Lineage: Eukaryota; Metazoa; Arthropoda; Insecta; Coleoptera; Chrysomelidae
Source: the annotation of a GenBank genome assembly